Messenger RNA from Raphanus sativus (radish), 1987 nucleotides. Its product is annotated as transcription termination factor MTERF9, chloroplastic. NCBI's taxonomy places the organism in Eukaryota, Viridiplantae, Streptophyta, Magnoliopsida, Brassicales, Brassicaceae. Gene Ontology annotation, molecular function: double-stranded DNA binding. The transcript is spliced from 5 exons. The coding region runs from base 107 to 1618 and encodes 503 amino acids. Gene Ontology annotation, biological process: regulation of DNA-templated transcription. The record is from RefSeq and is a predicted model, not a curated record.
AAAUAAAAUAAAAUGAAAUUAGGGUUUUAGAGGGAUAUAUUCGAUAAUUUCUCUAAAUUGGAUAAUCUUUUCUCUGUUAACAUUAUCCUCUCCCCCUGCCCAAAAAAUGGCGGGUUUCUCAUUCUCCUGCUGCUGCCUAAUAAACCCACCAAUUCUCUUCACUCUUCCGACGGAAUCACCCCCAUUUCUUCUUGGUUCCGGGAAAGAUCCUCCGGCGACGAGACGGAGAGCUAGAAAGCUCAUCGUAUCGAACGCGCACUCUAACCCGAAGAUUAUAAACCCGAAGAAGAAGUCUAGGUAUGGACAAACGUUGUCUCCGUACGACACUGAUGAAGAGGAAGAGCUUGAUGAUGAUAGUGAUGAUGAUGACGACUGGUUACUCAACGAUGACUUCGCAGAGGUCACAGAGUAUGAAAAGAAGAAACCUAAGUCACAGAAGCAAACCAUUGCUAAGAAAGUUGGGAAGAAAGAGAAGGUGAAAAGUUGGGAGAAGCUGGAAGAAAGCGAGACUGAUGUAGACGAGUUGGAUAUUAGCAUUACUCGUAAUGCCUCUGACAAGAAGAAGAAGGUGGAGAAGGAUUCUUGGCGUUUAGAUGACCGAGUAAAGGUGAGCUCGAGGAAACAAGUCGCGAAACUAUACCCUCGUCUCUCAGAAGAGAUAGACAUAGACCCCAAAUGGGUACCUCUCCUGGACUACUUGACCACGUUUGGUCUGAAAGAGUCACACUUUGUUCAAAUGUACGAGCGCCACAUGCCAUCCCUCCAGAUCAACGUCUUGUCAGCGCAAGAGAGGCUCGAUUACUUGCUGAGCGUCGGUGUUAAACACAGAGACAUCAAGAGGAUGCUGCUGAGACAACCGCAGAUACUUCAGUACACGGUCGAGAACAAUCUCAAAGCUCACAUCUCCUUUCUGAUGGGACUUGGGAUUCCCAAUUCCAAAAUAGGACAGAUAGUUGCUGUGACUCCGUCUCUGUUCUCUUACAGUGUCGAGAACUCCCUGAGGCCCACGAUCAGGUAUCUGAUCGAAGAGGUUGGUAUAAACGAAAACGAUGUUGGCAAAGUUGUGCAGCUUAGCCCUCAGAUUCUUGUUCAGAGGCUGGACAUAACGUGGAACACUCGUUACAUGUUCCUCUCUAAGGAGUUGGGAGCGCCUAGGGACAGUGUGGUGAAGAUGGUUAAAAGACAUCCGCAGAUUCUUCAUUACAGUAUCGAUGACGGGUUCUUGCCUCGGAUCAAUUUCCUUAGAAGCAUUGGGAUGUGCAAUUCUGAUAUAUUGAAAGUCUUAACUAGCCUUACACAGGUUUUGUCUCUAUCACUGGAGGAUAAUCUAAAGCCAAAGUACAUGUAUUUGGUGAAUGAGCUGAAGAACGAAGUGCACAUUUUGACUAAAUAUCCAAUGUACCUGAGCUUGUCAUUGGACCAAAGGAUACGCCCGCGGCACCGGUUCUUGGUUGAGUUAAAGAAAGUGCGGAAAGGGCCGUUCCCUCUUAGCUCACUGGUUCCAAACGAUGAGAGCUUUUGUCAACAGUGGGCUGGAACUAGUGUAGAUAAGUAUCUCGCUUUUCGUCAGAGACUAUUACUCAAGGAUUUUGCAAACAAGUAUGAAAAGAGAAAAUGAUGAUGAUGGUGGAGAAAUGGAACUCAGCAGUUUUGGUUCUUUGUUGCUUCAAAAUCGGUGAAAGAGGUUCAUGAGCAGAACUGUGAAUGACCAUUAACUUCUGGUGAAACACGGUUCACAGUUUCUGCAGUCACGAAAAGAAAAUCCUGAGAAAACGGCAUGGCAACAGACAUUAUUCAUUUUUGUUUACCAGAUGAGGUUUUGUGGUAAUGUUUCUUUUUUUCCCUCUUCUUUCUAGUAAAUCAUGGAGAAGAGAAACACAAUCUCUGUGUAGUGUUUUUUUUGGCCUUGUUAAUAAUAGUAUAAACAUCUUAUAAAGUGUUGUGAUGUUGAAGUAUAGAUUCAAAAGUGAUGUAGAAUUGAGUUCCA